CAAUGACUCAAAAUACGGAUACAUCUCGUCGGGCUUACGCAGGUUGACCUGCUUACCAUUACUCGUGCUCGCCCUCGGUCCUCGAACCGGUCUCAAUGGCCAUACGGUGAACUCCAAUCUCUGUGGCAUAUAUUGAGCCGCCAGACCCUUCGCUUACCCUGCUGUCUCUUCCACCAAAAUGGUGCAAAUCCAACCCUCGUCGGACGAGGUGUCCUCAAUACUCUCGAAAUCAAAAGGAUCACAAUAUCCGCCCAAUCUAGUUCCUCUCUGCGCUCAGAUACCCGCCGACCUCUUCACGCCGACUCAAGCCUAUCUCAAAGUAGCCAAUGGCUCAAACCUUUCCUUUCUCUACGAAAGUGCUGCAACGACAGGAACCAUAGGACGAUACAGUUUCGUAGGAGCGAACCCGUUGAAAGUCCUGAAGAGCGGUCCCGGACAUGGUCCAGAGGAGGACCCCCUACCCCGCCUCGAGAAGGAACUGGCACAAUACCGGGUAGCAAGUGUGCCCUCUCUACGCCUGCCUGCGAUGACAGGAGGUGUUAUUGGAUAUGUCGGCUAUGACUGUGUUCGUUACUUUGAGCCCAAGACUGCGCGACCUAUGAAGGAUGUUCUGAAACUCCCCGAGAGCUUCUUCAUGCUGUACGACACCAUUGUCGCAUUCGACCACUUCUUCAACGUCUGUAAAGUUAUCACAUACCUCCGUGUACCACCCUCGGGGUCACCCGAAGACUUAGCCAGCGCUUAUGACAAGGCCUCCAAGAUUUUGCGCAACACGGUUGCGAAACUGCAGGCCGAACACAUACCUCUUCCUUACCAACCCCCAAUUGCAGAGAAUCAGCCCUCGAAGUCGAAUUUUGGUAAAGACGGAUACGAAGCGCAUGUCACCCGUCUGAAGAAACACAUUUGUAAGGGAGACAUCAUUCAAGCUGUUCCCUCGCACAGAAUUGCUCGACCGACCACAUUGCAUCCUUUCAAUAUUUACCGACAUCUCCGAACAGUCAAUCCUUCCCCAUAUCUAUUUUACAUCGAUUGCGAGGAUUUCAGCAUCGUCGGUGCGUCACCGGAGUUGUUGGUCAAAGAAGAAGCAGGCCGAAUCAUCACACACCCGAUUGCUGGCACAGUGAAGAGAGGUCAGGAUCCAGAGGAGGACGAUCUUCUGGCCGAAGAGCUCCGUAACAGCCUCAAGGAUCGAGCCGAGCACGUCAUGUUGGUUGAUCUGGCAAGAAACGACGUCAAUCGUGUAUGCGAUCCUUUGUCUACACGGGUUGACCGAUUGAUGACGGUAGAACGCUUCAGCCACGUUCAGCAUUUGGUUAGUCAGGUGUCGGGCAUUUUGCGGCCUGGGGAGAAUAGAUUCACAGCAUUUCGAAGCAUUUUUCCUGCCGGCACCGUGUCUGGGGCGCCAAAGGUCAAGGCUAUGGAGCUUAUCGCCGAGCUCGAGGGUGAAAAAAGAGGAGUCUACGCCGGUGCGGUGGGCUAUUUUGGGUUUUCCAGGACUGCAACCGAUGGGUCCAAGAUCGAGGAUGAGGGCGCUAUGGAUACGUGUAUCGCCUUGCGCACAAUGGUUGUUAAAGACGGGGUGGCUUAUCUACAGGCAGGAGGUGGGAUUGUGUUUGACAGCGUUGAGGAAGACGAGUGGGUAGAAACCAUGAACAAGUCGCGGGCCAACAUUAGAACACUCGAGGCGGCGGAGCAGAAGUAUUUGGCACUGGAAAACGCUAAUGGUGCUGCUAGAUAGUCGUGUUGCUUUUAGAUAUCAGAGAAAAUCUUAAUUGAGGUGCAU
Messenger RNA from Exophiala oligosperma, 1783 nucleotides. Its product is annotated as anthranilate synthase component I. The transcript has 2 exons. Gene Ontology annotation, biological process: L-tryptophan biosynthetic process. Gene Ontology annotation, molecular function: anthranilate synthase activity. NCBI's taxonomy places the organism in Eukaryota, Fungi, Ascomycota, Eurotiomycetes, Chaetothyriales, Herpotrichiellaceae. The record is from RefSeq and is a predicted model, not a curated record. Bases 179 to 1738 code for a protein of 519 amino acids.